AAAGCGCUUCAGUAGCGAGAGGGGCUGAGAAAGUGGUGACACCGCCGGGGUGCGGAGGGAGUCCCUGAAACUUCUCCCAACAGCCCCAGGGCCAAUCUCCCCUCAGCCCACUCCCCUCUUCGCCAGCUCCCAGGUCCCCACUCCCUGCACCGGGGGUGGGGUUGGGAGCCAGGCCCGUCUCCCGCUGGGACACACACAGGGGCCGGGAGCGGGGACGGGACCCCCGAGGCGGGGGGGACGGACCGACAGACAGACGGCCGGGCGCCCGCCCCAGCGGGCAGGCAGGCAGGAGGAGGCGGAGGCGGGGGUACGACUGGGAGGACUGGGUCUGGGGAGUUUCCUCUCAACUAUCGGGGGAGAAACUCCCCGCAGCCGGAGGAAAGACCCAGACCGUGUUUUCCUCCCGGGGGCCGCGCUCCCCCGCCCCGCGUAGCGGCGGUCGCCGCCGCCGCCACCGGCGCCUCCACCUCUACCAUCUCCUCUUUCUCCACCACCUCGGGCCCCGGUGUCCCCGGCCAGCACUAUGCCCAUCUUACUGUUCCUGAUAGACACGUCUGCCUCUAUGAACCAGCGCAGCCAUCUGGGCACCACCUACCUGGACACGGCCAAAGGCGCGGUAGAGACCUUCAUGAAGCUCCGUGCCCGGGACCCUGCCAGCAGAGGAGACAGGUAUAUGCUGGUCACUUUCGAAGAGCCGCCCUAUGCUAUCAAGGCCGGAUGGAAAGAAAACCAUGCAACGUUUAUGAAUGAACUGAAAAACCUUCAGGCUGAAGGACUUACGACUCUUGGCCAAUCCCUAAGGACAGCUUUUGAUUUAUUAAAUUUAAAUAGAUUAGUAACUGGCAUAGACAACUAUGGGCAGGGAAGAAACCCUUUUUUUUUGGAGCCAGCAAUAAUUAUUACAAUUACUGAUGGGAGCAAGUUGACUACUACCAGUGGAGUCCAGGAUGAGCUCCAUUUACCUCUUAAUUCUCCUUUGCCUGGAAGCGAAUUGACCAAGGAACCUUUUCGUUGGGAUCAGAGACUCUUUGCAUUAGUGUUGCGGUUGCCUGGCACGAUGUCAGUAGAAUCAGAACAGUUGACAGGUGUGCCUUUAGAUGACUCUGCAAUCACACCAAUGUGUGAAGUGACAGGCGGCCGUUCAUACUCUGUAUGUUCUCCAAGAAUGCUUAAUCAGUGUCUGGAGUCCUUGGUGCAGAAAGUACAAAGUGGAGUGGUAAUAAACUUUGAGAAAGCAGGACCAGAUCCUUCCCCUGUAGAAGAUGGGCAGCCAGAUGUAUCAAGGCCUUUGGGAUCUCAGCCUUGGCAUAGCUGUCACAAACUCAUAUAUGUCAGACCAAAUCCUAAAACUGGGGUUCCUAUAGGUCACUGGCCUGUUCCAGAGUCCUUCUGGCCAGAUCAGAAUUCUCCAACACUACCACCUCGUACGUCUCAUCCUGUAGUGAAGUUUUCCUGUACAGACUGUGAACCGAUGGUUAUUGACAAAUUGCCUUUUGACAAAUAUGAGUUGGAACCUUCACCGCUGACUCAAUUUAUCCUGGAAAGAAAAUCUCCUCAAACCUGUUGGCAGGUAUAUGUGAGCAAUAGUGCAAAAUAUAGCGAACUUGGCCAUCCCUUUGGUUACUUGAAAGCCAGUACAGCACUGAACUGUGUCAACUUAUUUGUGAUGCCUUACAAUUACCCAGUCCUCCUCCCCCUUUUAGAUGACUUGUUUAAAGUACAUAAGGCAAAACCAACAUUGAAAUGGAGACAGUCAUUUGAAAGUUAUUUGAAGACAAUGCCUCCCUACUAUCUUGGGCCUUUGAAGAAAGCUGUUAGAAUGAUGGGAGCACCUAACCUAAUAGCAGACAGUAUGGAAUAUGGACUUAGUUACAGUGUCAUUUCAUACCUCAAAAAAUUGAGUCAGCAGGCGAAAAUAGAAUCUGAUCGAGUCAUCAGUUCUGUAGGCAAAAAAGUAGUACAGGAAACUGGAAUUAAAGUCCGAAGCAGAUCACAUGGUUUAUCAAUGGCUUAUAGGAAAGAUUUUCAACAGCUGCUCCAGGGAAUUUCAGAGGAUGUUCCUCACAGACUGCUAGACCUUAAUAUGAAAGAAUACACUGGGUUCCAAGUUGCUUUACUCAAUAAGGAUUUGAAGCCACAGACAUUUAGAAAUGCGUAUGACAUACCAAGACGGAAUCUUUUGGAUCACUUAACAAGAAUGAGAUCUAAUCUUUUGAAGAGCACCCGCAGAUUUCUUAAAGGACAGGAUGAAGAUCAAGUGCACAGUGUUCCUAUAGCACAAAUGGGGAAUUACCAGGAAUACCUCAAGCAAGUACCUUCUCCACUAAGAGAACUUGAUCCUGAUCAGCCUCGAAGGUUGCAUACAUUUGGCAACCCCUUUAAGCUGGAUAAAAAGGGUAUGAUGAUAGAUGAGGCAGAUGAAUUUGUGGCUGGACCUCAAAAUAAACAUAAACGACCUGGAGAACCAAAUAUGCAAGGCAUCCCUAAAAGACGUCGCUGUAUGUCUCCACUACUAAGAGGCAGACAACAGAAUCCAGUUGUGAACAAUCAUAUUGGAGGAAAAGGACCACCUAUACCUAUGACUCAAGCACAGCCAGAUCUUCUUAAACCCCUUCCUCUUCAUAAAAUUUCAGAAGCCACUAAUGAUUCGACAGUAGAUGAUGUGGUUGAAAAUCACGUUGCAGACCAACUUUCAUCAGAUAUUACACCAAAUGCUAUGGAAAGUGAAUUUUCAGCAUCUUCUUCUCCAGCCAAUUUACUGGAACGACCAACCAAUCAUACAGAGGCUCUUGGUCAUGACCACUUAGGAACUAAUGACCUCAAUGUUGGUGGAUUUUUAGAAAAUCACGAGGAGCCAAGAGAUAAAGAACAAUGUCCUGAAGAGAAUAUACCAGCAUCUUCACUCAACAAAGGAAAGAAAUUGAUGCAUUGCAGAAGCCAUGAAGAGGUCAACACUGAACUAAAAGCACAAAUAAUGAAAGAGAUCCGAAAGCCAGGAAGAAAAUAUGAAAGGAUCUUCACUUUACUGAAGCAUGUGCAAGGCAGUUUACAAACAAGACUAAUAUUUUUACAAAAUGUCAUUAAAGAAGCAUCAAGGUUUAAAAAAAGAAUGCUAAUAGAACAACUGGAGAACUUCUUGGAUGAAAUUCAUCGAAGAGCCAAUCAGAUCAACCAUAUUAAUAGCAAUUAAAAGAAAACAGAAUGUGGCCACUUAUUUCACUACCUUCUCCAAAUACAAAGUAAAUACAAGACUGUUGUGAUCUUGCAUUCAUUUUUUGACAUGCAUUGUUGGCUUUUUGAAAUACUAAGAGCAAGUCUACAGAUCCUUUUUCCAUCAUUUUACAGUGACCUUUUCUUCAUUUUGGUUUAUUUUUGUAAUGUGAAAAGUAUCACUCUAAAAAACAUUUUUAUUUAACAAACUAAAAAUAUUCCUCCAAAUCUCUUGCUUGUCAUUGACUCUUGCGUGUCAAUUUCCCUCAGGUUCUAUUUUCUUAAACCAACCUUUAAAAUUGUCACCUCUGUUAAGGUUGAACUUUGCCAAAAAAAUAAAAAAGAAGUUACUUUGUAAUUUUUGGGGAAAAAAGCACAUACAUUAAAACUAGGCAAUGUUUUGUAUAUACAGUUAUUUUGGAUAUAUUAUUGUAAGUUGUACAAAUGUAUUUUGAAGAAUAUUUAAGAAAAGCACUUUUGUUAUUCCAUCAAUAAAUGCUCUAUUUUACUCUUGUGUGGUUUAGGAAAUAAUCACAUUUAAAGUAAUCAUUUAAAACCAUCUUAAGAUAAUGGAAUUUUAAAGGCCUUGCUUUUUAGCAUUGGAAAAAUACACCACUUGAAGUUCACAUUUGUUAAACCUAACUGUAAUUACAUGUUACAUAAUCUGCAUUGUCUUUUUACUCUAUGUUCUUAGAUUUUGUUGGCCACUCCAACAUGCUCCAUUUCUGCCUAGAUAAUGGAAAUGAUGGUAUCUGUGGCGGAUAGGCAGACUCUUUAAAGCUGUUUAAAAAGCAGACGCCUUUGGACUUUAUUGGUUUCCUUACUUACUUUCCUUCAACCCCUUCUCCUUUCUCACUAGGAUUGUGGAUGGCACUAAGGUGAAGCCGUCAGUUAGGGAGAUGUAAGUCUGGGGUGUACCACAUACUCUGAAAUGUCUAGCAUUUAGCAGCUUGAUGCCAUACUUACAGAAGUCUCACAACAGACUGGGGUUUCAACAGGGAUCUCUUUGUUCUGCUCUGCUAUUACACUUCAACUCUCCAUUUUAUUUAGAAGCUAAAUGGAAAGGAAACAUGUUUAAAAUGACUUUGCUCAUUCUGCACUCUCCCUGAGUUACCCAGGACGAGGAAAACCGAACACUAUUCACUGUCCGCCCUCAGUCCAACAUGGCCUCACGUGUCCUUACUGAGGACGUGACCCUGUGACCUGACUCACUUACCAUUCAUAGAUCACUGCUGUGCCUUGUAGUGCUUUUGGGAUAACCAGUAGAAAAGAAGGCUAAAAUACAUUUAGAUUAAGAGAGGGUGAAAUAAAUUUAUAAAAUUAUGGUAAAAUUGAAGUAUUUUUAGGUUCUUAAUAUUUGAAAAUCACAUACCCUUAUCUUUUUAUACUUUAGCAGAACAUUUUUAAAAUCAAGGGUAUAGCAAAAUGAAACUGUAACUUUUUAUGAAGAAAAGCAUAGAUGAAAGUGGAGAACAUGCUUGAGAUCUGUUAAUUCAGUUUAGGGGAUUUGAAACUCUCCCAAUACUGAAGACAAAUGCUGUCAAGAAAAAAAAGCAUUUAAUGUAGUGUUAAAUAGUAUUUUCAUAUGCAAUUCUUUAAACAUUUUUUCACCUCUACAAAAUACCUUUAAGCAGGAUAUCAUUUAGUAAAUGGAAUUGUUAAGGUAAUUAGCUUCAGUCACAUUGCUAAGUUCAACAAGAGAUACACAAAAUCCAGAGUAUACUGUCUGGUGUUAAAUUAUAUAUGUUUAGAUGCUGAGAUUAACAGGAGGGGGACUACAAGUCAUUCAGAUAAAAGUUAAUACUUAACAAGAAUAUUUAGGAAAGGGACUCAAUCUAGUCCAAUAUUUGGCCACUUUCCUUAUCAGAAAGUUCUUAUUUGCAUUUCACAGGUUGCUCAUGAGGUAAUAAUCCUUUAGAUUCUUGACCUUUAAUACAUUCUGGGGUAUGAACCCUAGAGGGAGUUGGAAAGAAGCAGUUUGUUCCGUCUCCUCUUUUUGUCCUUAAUCUCUCUGCCUCCAUACUCUACGCCCUCAUCCCAAAACCUAGUCACAAGCUUU
Balaenoptera musculus (blue whale) is the source of this 5269-nucleotide messenger RNA. It is a transcript of the gene INTS6, whose product is annotated as integrator complex subunit 6. The transcript has 18 exons. Gene Ontology annotation, cellular component: integrator complex. Gene Ontology annotation, biological process: snRNA 3'-end processing. Bases 524 to 3190 code for a protein of 888 amino acids. The record is from RefSeq and is a predicted model, not a curated record. Lineage: Eukaryota; Metazoa; Chordata; Mammalia; Artiodactyla; Balaenopteridae.